GUUCUCAGGGGCUCUUUCACGCGUUCCUCUCUACUAUCCAGUCGACCAAGAACACCAACGAACCCUGGUUAAACGUUAUUCAACCAAAUGCAGAUCAAAGCAAGCGUCCCCGCGCCAGAAGCCCAAGCCCAGCCUGCUGCGGCGACCAAGGUCGUCCUCGCUGGGAAGUUAUUUGACCCAUACACGCUCGAACUUCUUGAAAACCAAGCCAUAACAAUAUGUAACGACUCAGGAAUGAUACUCGAGGUUACACCAUUCUCAAACAACGGCAAUGACUUUGCGUCCUUUGAUGGUGAAGUAAUAGAUCUUCGGCACUUGACGGUUCUGCCAGGCUUCGUUGAUACCCACGUUCACUUCUUCUUGCAUCCGUACGCGGAGACCUCAUGGGAUGAUCAACUUACCAAAGAGAGUAUCGUUGAGCGUACUAUUAGAGCCACCGUACACGCCAAAAGUACUUUAAUGGCAGGCUUUACGGCUGUGCGCGAUCUAGGUACCGAGGGUGCAGGGGACGCUGACAUUGCGCUGCGCAAAUGUCUAUCGGGGCCUGGUGCCAUCAUACCCGGCCCGAGGUAUUUUUGUGCCACAAGGGCGAUUGCGCCCACCGGAAGUUAUGGUCCAAAGAGUUCCCUCUAUGUGAACAAAGAAGGCAUCGAUGGUGUCACCGGUGUGGAGGUGGCGGAUGGAUGCCAAGAGUGCGUCAAGACCAUCAGAAGGCAAAUUGGGGCAGGGGCUGAUUGGAUCAAGAUCUAUGCAGACUACCGUGUUCGAUCGCGGGUUUCUGAGGUGUCGCGUAGGGUUGGGGCUGCGUCCAUGGCUACGUUCGAUUAUGAUGAGCUGAGGGCAAUGAUCUCAACUGCCCAUUCGUAUGGGGUUAAGGUUGCCGCCCAUGCAACUAAUAGGAAAACCAUCACAUACCUGCUGAGUUCUGGAGUGGACUCCAUCGAGCACGGAUACGAUAUGACCGCUCCUGACACAACUGCAGUCGAGCUUCUUGAAGAAUAUGCAGGCCUUAAAACCAAAUAUGUACCUACCCUCGCGGCGUAUUACACCAUGACCCAGGGACAAGGAGAGAUCUGGGAUCACGCCGUCAAUACUUUCAAGGCAGCCCUGGAACUGGAUGUGGGCAAUAUUGCAUGCGGGGGCGAUACUGGGGUUUUCGCUCACGGUGGCAAUGCGUUGGAGCUCUCGCUCAUGGUGCGUCUGGGUGCUGACUGGAAGAAAGUGCUUAGAUGGGCGACGUUGGGCGGUUGGGAGUGUAUACGAUCGAGGACGUGGGAAGGGAAGGUAGGAGAGACCCGACUCGCCCAGGUAGGCGAUCUCAAGGAGGACCCAAGGAUAGUUGGAGAUAAUGAGGUCCCAUUUGGGGUCGUGAGGAGAGGGUUCAUCGCCGACUUGAUUGCAACACCGGGAAACUUUGCGGCAGAUUUCGAAGGCGCGGUAUCCGCGGAAAGCAUCCAGUUUGUCAUGAAAGGUGGCAGGAUCUAUAAACGUGACGGUCUACCUCUUGUGUAACAGGUACUUGUGAUAUAUGGAUUUUAUGCUGCUCACGGCGGCGAUCUGGAU
Molecule: messenger RNA, 1563 nt
Organism: Suillus paluster
Lineage: Eukaryota; Fungi; Basidiomycota; Agaricomycetes; Boletales; Suillaceae
Exons: 6
Coding region: 88-1512 (474 amino acids)
Molecular function (GO): hydrolase activity, acting on carbon-nitrogen (but not peptide) bonds
Source: RefSeq, a predicted model, not a curated record